AUGGAGCUACUCGCCCAGCCCUGCAUUGAUCUAGCUGCCAACGGGUCCCAGCUCUGCCAGACUAGCCUGAUCACUAUGAAUUCCAGCCUGGGCUCAGCCAACUGGUCCUAUCUCUGCAUCAACUCCAGCUCGAACCCGUGUAACGGCACCGAGAGCGUCCCUCUGAGCAAGAGUUCGGCUUCAAUCAUCAUCGCCAUCAUCAUCACUGCUCUUUACUCCAUUGUCUGUGUGCUGGGACUGGUGGGCAACGUCCUGGUCAUGUAUGUCAUUGUCAGGUACACCAAAAUGAAAACAGCCACCAAUAUCUACAUUUUCAACCUUGCUCUGGCUGAUGCUUUGGCCACCAGCACACUGCCUUUCCAAAGUGUCAACUACCUGAUGGGAACCUGGCCCUUUGGGAAGCUGUUUUGCAAGGUGAUCAUGUCCAUCGAUUAUUACAAUAUGUUCACCAGUAUAUUCACCCUCACCACCAUGAGCAUGGACCGCUACAUUGCUGUCUGCCACCCAGUUAAAGCUCUGGAUUUUCGCACACCACGGAAUGCCAAGAUCGUCAACGUUUGCAUCUGGAUCCUGUCCUCGGCUAUUGGGCUGCCUGUGAUGAUAAUGGCAACUACAAGGUUUGACAGUGUUUUAGGAGUAACAGAUUGUACACUGAAAUUCCCACAUCCUUCCUGGUACUGGGAUAACCUCCUGAGGAUCUGCGUCUUCAUCUUUGCCUUUGUUAUGCCAGUCUUGAUCAUCACUGUGUGCUAUGGCCUGAUGAUCCUGCGCCUGAAGAGUGUCCGCAUGCUCUCUGGCUCAAAGGAGAAGGACAGGAACCUUCGGAGGAUUACCAGGAUGGUCCUUGUGGUGGUGGCUGUCUUCAUCAUCUGCUGGACGCCCAUCCACAUCUACGUCAUCCUCAGGGCCCUGGUGAAGAUCCCAUCCACCCUCUUCGCGGCAGUGGCCUGGCACUUCUGCAUUGCCCUGGGCUACACCAACAGCUGCCUCAACCCUGUCCUCUAUGCCUUCCUGGAUGAGAACUUCAAGCGGUGUUUCCGGGAGUUCUGCGUGCCCACUUCCUCAACCAUCCAGUACCAAAGCUCCAACCGGGUUCGGAACCACGCCCGGGAGCUGCCAUCCACCAUCCACACGGCUGAUAGGACUAACCACCAGGUAUGA
Rhincodon typus (whale shark) is the source of this 1161-nucleotide messenger RNA. RefSeq names its product opioid receptor, mu 1 (gene oprm1). The coding region runs from base 1 to 1161 and encodes 386 amino acids. Gene Ontology annotation, cellular component: neuron projection; membrane. Gene Ontology annotation, biological process: sensory perception of pain; neuropeptide signaling pathway; G protein-coupled opioid receptor signaling pathway. The record is from RefSeq and is a predicted model, not a curated record. The transcript has 3 exons. Gene Ontology annotation, molecular function: morphine receptor activity; G-protein alpha-subunit binding; neuropeptide binding. NCBI's taxonomy places the organism in Eukaryota, Metazoa, Chordata, Chondrichthyes, Orectolobiformes, Rhincodontidae.